AUGGAUGUGCAGCUGGCUUUAGAAGCGCUGGUGACUGUGAACGAGGAUCAUGUGCCCUACAUCCUCGAGUGGCCAGAUUUGUCUCAGAUGGAUGGAAAUGCAGAAGCUACAGUUCUGGUGGUUUUGAAGCGCCAGGCCGGUUUUCUUUUGGCCAUCCCUCAGGGUUUCAUUCCAGACGAUUUACUGGCGCGGGCAAACCGCGGAGAAGAUGCAGGGCCCAUUGGGGCCUCUACGGUCCUUCAGCUGCCAGGCGUCUUGGUGGAAGAUGGCAGACAGUCCCAAAUCGGCUCAGAUAUGAACGUCUUGGUGGUAGACGUGGAUGCUGGUUUGGCUCAGCGUUUGAGGGCCCAGACAGAGAGCGAGGAGAUUGCCUUUUUGUUCGAUGCCGAGAAUCCUUUUGCCAUCCCCUCUCCUUCUGCUCUUCUUCAGCAUGCAAUGGAGUGGGUAGAGAAUGCAGGCGCAGAGUCAGGUCUAGCCUUUUACUCAGCGGACGGCCAGGUGGAGGAGUUAGAAGAUGUGGAUGGGGAGGGCACCCCGCUCUCUCGGAGGUCAACACCGCCUCCAAAGCCUCGAAAGCCAAAGCCAGAGACUUCUACAAGAGGAGAAAAGCCAAAGCGGCCUACGACUGCCUCCCUGGCAGCGUCUCUGGACAGUCUUUUGCAGCUGGUGCCCAAUCUCUCCUCUCAGAUGCAAGACCUCUCAGAGCGGCAGCGUCAGUUGGAAGUGAAGUUGAAGACGCCGGCACGGGCUUCGACUUUUGGACUUUCUCAGCCCUUGGCCGCUACAGUAGCCCCAGCGAGCAUCUCUUCAGGGGCGAUGGCAAAAGUGGUAGCCACACCUCCUCCAAAGACCAGAAUGUCAUCUUCUGCGGGCAUGCUUCAGGGUGCUCUCUUCAAUCAACCGGCAGACUUACUCAGUUUGGAGGAGGAGAAGGGUGUCCAAUCUUCCUUGGCAGGAGACAGUUUAGCCCGAGCGGACCUUGCCCAGUCUCAGGCUUUGACAACGCUGGUAGGACAGAUUGCCAGCAAUACCUCCGACCCGCUGAUGGACUUGAGUUCGGGUGUGGGGCCUACAGCAAGCACUCGUGGUGCAGUGGGGAGGAAACGACUUCAGGCAGAACUUGCAUCUCACUCUGGGAGCUUCUAUGUCUCAGUCCUGAAAGCAAUGGCGCGCCGUAUGCAACCAACAACUCCUGCCUCGGGGACACCUUUGGAACUUUUGGAGAAGGGCAUCUGUGGAACCCGCUACAUGGAAAGAUUCGGAGGCUACGGGCGUCAGAGGGAUCUUGGCCUGAUUUUGUAUCAGAUUAUGGGUAUCAUGGACUUUCUCCAAUCCGAGAACAUUGGUGCUGUGAAGGACGGCCUUGCACUUCUGGCGGUGGCUUUAGAUCAGGCGGUGAUGGACGGGGGGAAAUUCGAUUUGGCCUCCCUUUUGACUUUGCAGGAGGAGCCCCCGGCCUCGAUCUAUGUGAACCGCCAGGCAUCUUCUCUCUCCCGGGCAAAGGCCUUCAGCCCACUUGCAGAUCAAAAAUGGAUCACAGUGGCACUGGCGUUUGUGAAAGAAUUAGAUGUGAUCACGGCAAAGAGGCAGGAAAUGAGUGUGGGCGGGGGAAACCCAAAGGCUUUGGGAUCAAGCUCAGAAGCAGGCCCAAAGGCAAAGCCUGCACCGAAAAAGAAGGGAAAGGCGGAGGAAAGGGAAAUCAGGGAGUUUCCCAGGCAGUUCAAGAGGUUUUCUUUUUCAUCUGCAGCCAAUGAAUUUCCUUCGGGAGGGCCGGAGCCAAACCUCCUGAAAGAUGAGAUGACCUUUGAUUCCUGGGCCAUAUGUUUGCCCAGAUGGAUCAUGAAGAGCCGCGCAGAUUUUGCAUGGCAUCUUCGAAGGUCUUUUGCAUGUGAUUUUUCUACGCCACAAACAUCAGCUUUGUCUACCACGGCUUUUCCUUUGCCUCUCUCAGCUUUGUCUUCAAAGGGGCAUGGAUUAUCUGGGCUCUCCAGGAGGAGGUUUUUGAAGCUUUGUCGUGCCAGAGUUUUGCAUGUGGUUGUGUUUGCUUUGAACUACAUGUACCUGGGGCGUUACCCUACCUUGGAAGAGCUUGGAAGGAGACCGACGGCUCUACAGUUUGACAUCAUUGCCAGACUUCGGUCUCUUGUAGCUGUGUGUGGAUCGUCAAGGGAGCCCUUUGCAAUUGCUCCUGGAAGAUCCGGUCCAAAAUUAGGUGCAGACAUUUUGCAGUUGGAGAAGUUCAUGCAUGAGUGUGGUGCAUUUCAAAGUGGUUACCUUGAGGGCAACGUUUCUUUCAAAGAUGACCCAGAACUUUUGACAGCAGAGGAGUACCCGCAGCUUGCUCCUUAUCGCUCCCUGGAUGCUGCGAGGCUCAAGCUGGUUGGUGAAGGCAGAUGGCCUAUGGAGAGCUUCAUUGAUAGCACGUUGUGGCUUCCCUUUUUGGAGCCUUCAUUUCUUUGGCAUGGACUCCCGGUCGAUGAAUCUUGUGGGCCAAAUUUUGCAUAUGAGUCAAGGAGUGAGUGUCUGAAGUUGGUGAAGGUGUGGGAUCGGAAUGGUCUUUUGAAGCUGUUUGAUCGACCUGCAGCUGAAGGGCUUUUCUGCCGUGUUUUCAACUGCUUCAAAUCUCUUGAGCAUGACCGUCAAAUUGGUGACAGGAGACGGGUCAACAUGGCUGAGAUGAGUUAUGAUGGACCGUCCAAACACCUACCUCCUGGCCCUUUGCUCUGCCAGAUGUCCUGCAAGAAAUUCAAGGAGAAGGUCGUCGCCUCCGUAACAGACAGGAGAGACUUCUAUCACCAGGCAAGAGUCAGCAAGGAGAGGGCCCAGACAAAUGUUUUGCCUUUCAGGUUUAGUAGGCAAGAGCUUGCGGAGACAAAGGCAUUGCAUGAGUUUGACAAUGAAGCAAAGGCGAAGUUGGUGAAGGAUCGUGAGAUUGUCGGAGAUCAUCUAGCAGGUGAGCGUUUCGCUGGAGCUGGAGAAGGUCAAAGCAAUGCCUCGCUGAGAAAGGGUGCAGUUGUGAGAGCUCCGAUUUCUGUCUCGCUUUGUGAAGAGCUUUGGCUGGACACGGAAAAGCGGGGUUCCCAUGUUUUGCUGGACAAUGGCUUUCGGCAGUGGUUGAGACAUCUCGGAGAGGAUCCAAUUUGCGAAGAGGAGCCCGUUUUGCCUCUUGUAACACCAAAAGCUUCACCACUCCUCUACUUUGAUUUUGUGGAAUUUUGUGGGGGAGUUGGAGCAGUUUCAGCAGCAGCAGUUGACAUGGGUUUGGUUGUAGCGCCGCCUUUGGACUUGAGCAAGUCAAAGCACUAUGAUUUAAGCGAUUUGCGGCUUUUGGAGUGGUCAAUCAUGAUGAUCGAAGAGGGGAGGUUCAGAUCUUUCCUCAUAGCCCCUCCUUGCACAACCUUUUCUCCUGCUGCUUUUCCGAACCUGCGGAGCUACCGUCAGCCUUAUGGAUAUUCCAGGCUACAUCCCAGAGUGCUCCAUGGAAACUGUCUUGCUUUUCGGUCUCUUAUUUUGCUUCGUGUUGGAAGAAGAUGCCGUAGGCCCUGUGGAGCAGAACAGCCUAGGAGAUCAAAAAUGAGAUGGUUGCGCGAAUGGAAAGCUUUGGUUGAGUCAGGGAGUUUUGAGGAGGCAGUCAUAGCAGCCUGCAAUUUUGGUUCGGUUCAUCAGAAGGAGUUUUGCUUCCUCAUUUUCUUGCUGUCAAAAGAUGCCCUGCAGAAGAAAUGCACACGUGAUCAUCAGCAUGUCAGAAUUCAGGGAGCUUUCACGAAGAAGUCAGCUGCCUAUACGCCUGAGCUUGGAAUUCACCUUGCCAAAGAAUUCAAGAGUGCCUUGCGUCGUGAAGCCAUUUUGGCUGACCAAGAAUUUUCAUGUGUUGGUUUGGAAUCUGUUGCCGUGAAUGAUUUUGUUCAAGUCAGCAAGUGGGACGUUGUGAGGAGUUGGUUUUGGAAGCGAGCUAGGCACAUCAAUGUCCUUGAGGUUUCCGCCGCCCUUCAUGGAAUUGAGAAGGAGGCGGUAAAAUAUCCUAGCUCUCGCUUUAUUUCCCUCCUUGACUCUUCUGUGGCCCGGGGAGCUUUGGCAAAAGGUCGUUCCACAUCCAGGAUGCUUCAACCUCUUCUCAGAAGAGCAGCUGUGAUUCAGUUGGGUUUCGACUUAUACCCUGUGUUCCCCUUUUGCCCUACACGGUUGAAUACAGCUGAUGAUCCUACAAGGGAUUGUGAGAUCCGUGAGCCUGUUCCUUUUUCAGUGUAUGGCCUCAGCGGAGUGGACUUUCGUCUCCUACACCGCACUGGACUUAAGCGGUUCGCGGCAAAUUGGUUGCGCCUUGUUUUGGUUGCCCUACAGUUCCAACGUAGUGAUGCUGCUCCUUCUGUUUCUGGUUCCAACGAGUUUGUUUGGCUUUGGACUUUCCGUGUCUUGCUGUCGUGGAUUUUGGAUUUUUCCUUCAGUCUCUCUGCAGUUGCACUGUCUGGACUCUGGAUUUUAUCAUCAAUCCUUCUUGUCUACUUCAUGCUGACAGGUCCAAAGCCCUCUCGCCUCUUCUGGAUUUUCUUCCUCUCGGUUUGGUCCCCCUGCACAGGAUCUAGAGGUGUAGCCGGCCGUUUUAUCCCGGUAGUUUCAGCCAUGGAGCCUAAUUCUGCUUUGGAGCGAAAACGUGCAGAACAACGAGCUCAUGUCGUUUUGGCUGGAGACAGGGUUGUGCUGGAUGUGUGCACAGCUGGCUUCGACGAUGUCCUACGCCCGGUCAUCUUUUUCGCCCAAAGUGGCAUUCCCUGUAAUGCAUGGUUUUAUCUACUGCAAGGAAGGACGGGCGGCUUAAGCGCGUGGAUUGGAUACACCGACUUGGAUCAAGACACACACUACAAGUGGAGUGACAACACGCAGGAUGACUUUUCGAACUUUGCCAAGAAUUGUACUGGUCGCGAAGACGAACCCGACUGCAAACCUGAAGAGCGGCAACAGCAAUGGUAUGACUGGGAAGGCCAUGACCGUGGCACCUUUAUUUGCAAACGGAAUGCCUUGUUGCCAGUUGCGCUGCUUCGGAAUACAUCAGCCAGGAGUUUGAUCACCAAGCAAUGGAGCGCGUUGUUGCCAGUCUUGGUGUCAAGUAUGGAAAGCAACGUCACCAAGAAGAAUGCCAUGCUCAAGGUGGAUGAGAUUGCAAAGCCUGUGACAUCAUCGAAGGAGGGCGCUGCGGCAUCUGCGAUGCCGGAGCCGCGCUUGGGAUUCUUCAAGGGCUCCUUGUUCUGA
Cladocopium goreaui is the source of this 5247-nucleotide messenger RNA. Lineage: Eukaryota; Dinophyceae; Suessiales; Symbiodiniaceae. The record is from the annotation of a GenBank genome assembly.